CUUGGAAAAGCCAACGCAAACACCGCCGGCUUCUCGAUAUCCUAAAUUUCUGCCGCCUUGUCUGUUGUCUCCAUAACCUUUUCCUAUACAGAGCGAUACCCAUCACCUUACGAUGCUGUAAUUUUGAUGGAAGCCCGCCGGCUCGCGAUUCUUUGUUCCCAUCUCUGUUCAACGGGAUCGCCCUCUGGGUUUUCGGUUUUAUCAAUGUCGGGUUGCGCCUCAGGUUCCAACGUUGAACAUCAGCGGCAGCGGGAUUCCGAUCAGGGGAGCUUGCCAAGUGAUUGUGUCUUUUGCCAGAUUAUACGUGGUGAAGGCCCUGCUCUAAAGCUUUAUGAAGAUGAUAUGUGCCUGUGCAUCUUGGACGUGAAUCCACUGAGUCAUGGGUAAGGUAUCAUCUUUCCAUUAUGUAAAAUCAUUAAUUUGGUCUAUAAGUUCAUGUAAUGUACUAUUGCUUGAAUUUGAAAGUUGAACAAUUGAAACCUCUGCUGUCCAUUUCCAAAUUACCGAUUUGUGAGUUCUGCUUUUAAAUUUGAAGUGAAAGGAUUUAUUGAUGUAUUGAAUCUUUAACUCAAUUACUGGUUUAUAAAGUUGAAAAUAGUGACUAUUGUUGCUGAAAAGUAAUAGAUUUUUGCUGAAGGAUGUAUGCGUCUAGCUGUAGGAACGUUAGUCUUGUUAGUGGGGUCUUAGCGUCAGUUUAUACUUCUCUAAAUUUCUCAUCAGUGGGACUACAUUUUAUAUAUUACCUGUUAAGGUAUAAGUCUUCUAUAAACAGACAUGUGUUUUGUUUCUUCACAUUAAAAUAAGAAAAUGUGAAAUUAGUUAAUCUAAUCUGUUGCUCCCUAUAUUGUGGUGUUUCUUUUACUUCACAGGCAUUCUCUUAUAAUUCCAAAGGCUCAUUUUUCUUCGUUGAACACAACUCCCCCGUCUGUGGUAGCGGCAAUGUGUUCAAAGGUACCUUUCAUCAGCAAUGCAAUCAUGAAAGCUACCGGAUCUGGUAUGCACAAGUUUGUUUUCUGCAGUUAAAGUUUACAAGUCUCAUUAUCCUUAUGUUGUGUUAUAGACUUUAUCACCUUACCAUAUGGGAUCUAAAUUUCUGAAUAAUUGGAGAUUCAUGGCCCUUGCAAUGCAAUUUGUUUGACUCAAAGCUAGGUUUGAAUUUAUUUCUCAUAAAUAUUUAUUCCUUUUUACUUAGAAUUGCAUUAUUUACCUACAUUCCAAGUCUUCCAGCAAAGAUAAGUAGAUCAUGUGAGAUAUAUAACUGGAGAGGUUGGUUUUUACAGAUUCAUUCAACUUAUUGGUUAACAAUGGUGCAGCUGCUGGCCAAGUUAUAUUUCAUACUCAUAUUCACAUAAUACCCCGGAAAGAAAGUGACUGCUUGUGGGCUUCUGAGGUAUGCUUCUUUUGCAUAAUGUCUUCUCUUAUUAUGCAAACCUGUAACAAUAUUUAUACAUGUAUGAAAUAUUGGGAGUUGUACAGAGUUUACGCAGGCAUCAAUUAAAACUAGACCGGGAAGCUUCAGGGCUUGCACAUCGUAUCCAAGAACUAUUAUCAAACGUCUCCGAAGAGGGCAAACAUCGAGAAUCUAGCCUUUCAUAAAUUGUGGGAUUAACUCUUUGUUAUAGAUUAUACAGAGUGUCUAUACAUGUUUUUUUUUCUGUACCAUGUAUGUAUAGCCAAUUUUUUCUACUUUCUUGCCAGAUUCCCAAGUCAUUGUACUGCUUCAAUGAGGGAAGAUUUUGUAUUUGUUCAGUCCAUAAACGAAGAUAGUUGUGAGCAAUCUGCUUUAUCCAGUGUUUGUAUCUCAUACUCUCUACAUCUACCUGCUUGCUUGAUUCCAGUGUAAAGUUAGCAGUUUUACCAAAACCAUUAAGAAUAAGUAUUUGAAAAUUUU
Molecule: messenger RNA, 1891 nt
Organism: Rubroshorea leprosula
Lineage: Eukaryota; Viridiplantae; Streptophyta; Magnoliopsida; Malvales; Dipterocarpaceae
Source: the annotation of a GenBank genome assembly